Alosa sapidissima (American shad) is the source of this 8940-nucleotide messenger RNA. RefSeq names its product spectrin beta chain, non-erythrocytic 1. The transcript is spliced from 35 exons. The coding region runs from base 541 to 7677 and encodes 2378 amino acids. NCBI's taxonomy places the organism in Eukaryota, Metazoa, Chordata, Actinopteri, Clupeiformes, Clupeidae. Gene Ontology annotation, cellular component: cell projection; cell junction; spectrin. The record is from RefSeq and is a predicted model, not a curated record. Gene Ontology annotation, molecular function: phospholipid binding; actin filament binding; structural constituent of cytoskeleton. Gene Ontology annotation, biological process: actin cytoskeleton organization; protein localization to plasma membrane.
AGGGACCCAGUCCACGGACUCCACAGCUCACGUUCUCUCUCUCUCUCACUCACUUCCCUCUCUCCCUCCCUCUCUCUGGCUCCCUCUCUCCUGUCUUUCUCUGGGAGCUGUCACUUCCAUCUACGCGGAGAGAAGUGCAGUGUGUUUGAGUUUGUGUGUGUGUGUGUGUGUGUGUGUGUGUGUGUGUGUCUGGGCGACUCGUCCCCCCCCCCCUGCUGAUGUUGUGAUGGGGGGGGCUCCUGGGCUUUGAACUGAGGGAGCGAGAGCAGGAAGACCAGCUGCAGACAGCGCAGCAUGAGGACAUGCUGUUGAGCACUGUGGACUCCAAACCCUUCAACCAACUCUUCACUCUGGACUAACACACUCAGACCAGGAGGACCGCCACUCUCUUAUAUCUGCUGUCCCCUGACUGGACUUGACUUUUGCAGAGAGGACCCCCAAGAAGCUCCCCACUCCCAUCGUCUCAUCUUGAGUCCAUCUUUACAGUCCAGCGCUAUUACGGCUGCUUGUGGGUCAGAGUCUCCACUCUCCACUGCACUGAUGGAGCUCCAGAGGGCCACCAGCAUGCCUGGGCCCCUGUCCCCCGGACCUCUCUCCCCUGGACACGUUUCCCCGGGACCUCUCUCCCCGGGACCCCUCUCUCCUGGGCUCGGCCCGUCCUCUCCGGUCCCGGGCCCCAGCGGUGCCAGUCCGUCCUCAGGCUCAGGUGCCGCUGGGCUCAGUUACUCCGCUCAGGCUGCCUACAACUACAACCAGCUAGAGGGGCGCUUCAAACAGCUGCAAGAUGAGCGUGAGGCGGUGCAGAAGAAGACCUUCACCAAAUGGGUCAACUCCCACCUGUCGCGCAUGUCCUGCCGCAUCACCGACCUCUACAUGGACCUGAGGGAUGGACGCAUGCUCAUCAAGCUGCUGGAGGUGCUCUCCGGAGAGAGACUGCCGAAACCCACCAAAGGGCGCAUGCGGAUCCACUGCUUGGAGAACGUAGACAAGGCGCUGCAGUUCCUCAAGGAGCAGAAAGUUCACCUGGAGAACAUGGGCUCCCAUGACAUCGUCGACGGCAACCACAGACUUACCCUCGGCCUCAUCUGGACCAUCAUCCUCCGAUUCCAGAUCCAGGACAUCAGUGUGGAGACGGAGGACAAUAAAGAGAAGAAGUCGGCCAAGGACGCCCUGCUGCUGUGGUGUCAGAUGAAGACUGCAGGAUAUCCCAAUGUCAACAUCCACAAUUUCACCACCAGCUGGAGAGAUGGCAUGGCCUUCAAUGCCCUCAUCCACAAACACAGGCCCGACCUGAUUGACUUUGACAAACUGAAGAAGUCCAACGCUCAUCACAAUCUGCAGAAUGCCUUCAACUUGGCUGAGCAGCACCUGGGUCUGACCAAACUGCUGGACCCAGAGGAUAUCAGUGUGGACCACCCUGAUGAGAAGUCCAUCAUCACUUACGUGGUCACGUACUACCACUACUUCUCCAAGAUGAAGGCCCUGAAGGUGGAAGGCAAACGUAUUGGAAAGGUGCUGGACAAUGCUAUCGAGACGGAGAAGAUGAUUGAGAAGUAUGAGUCUCUGGCCUCCGACCUGCUGGAGUGGAUCGAGCAGACAAUCAUUAUACUCAACAAUCGCAAGUUUGCCAACUCACUGGUGGGCGUCCAGCAGCAGCUGCAGGCCUUCAACACCUACCGCACCGUAGAGAAGCCUCCCAAGUUUACAGAGAAAGGCAACCUGGAAGUGCUUCUCUUCACUAUUCAAAGCAAGAUGCGAGCCAACAAUCAGAAAGUCUACAUGCCGCGAGAGGGCAAGCUCAUAUCAGACAUCAACAAGGCCUGGGAGCGUCUGGAGAAGGCGGAGCAUGAGCGUGAGCUGGCGCUGAGGACAGAGCUGAUUCGCCAGGAGAAGCUGGAGCAGCUCGCCCGCCGCUUCGACCGAAAGGCCGCCAUGAGGGAGACCUGGCUGAGCGAGAACCAGCGCCUAGUCUCACAGGACAACUUUGGCUUUGACCUGCAGGCGGUGGAGGCGGCCACGAAAAAGCACGAGGCCAUCGAGACGGACAUCGGGGCGUACGAGGAGCGCGUGCAGGCAGUGCUGUCGGUGGCCUCGGAGCUGGAGAAGGAGAGCUACCACGACAUCAAGCGCGUGACGGCGCGCAAGGACAACGUGCUGCGCCUGUGGGAGUACCUGCUGGAGCUGCUCCGCUCACGCCGCCUCCGCCUGGAGCAGAACCUGGGCCUGCAGAGGGUCUUCCAGGAGAUGCUCCACAUCAUGGACUGGAUGGACGAGAUGAAGAUGCUGCUGCUGUCUCAGGACUAUGGGAAGCACCUGCUGGGCGUGGAGGAUCUGCUGCAGAAGCAUGCGCUGGUGGAGGCUGAUAUUAGCAUCCAGGCCGACCGAGUCAAGGCUGUCAACGCCACCGCACAGAAAUUCAUCACCGACAUGGAGGGCUACAAGCCGUGCGACCCGCAGGUGAUCCGGGACCGCGUGGCCCACAUGGAGUUCUGCUACCAGGAGCUGAACCAGCUGGCGGCCGAGCGGCGGGCCCGUCUGGAGGAGUCGAGGCGCCUGUGGAAGUUCUUCUGGGAGAUGGCCGAGGAGGAGGGCUGGGUCCGGGAGAAGGAGCAGAUCCUGUCGUCGGACGACUGCGGCAAGGACCUGACCGCUGUGGUGCGCCUGCUGAGCAAGCACAAGGCCCUGGAAGAUGAGAUGAGUGGCCGUGCCGGGCACUUGCAACAGACGGUCAAGCAGGGCCAGGAGCUGGUCGCCGCCGGGCAUUUCGGCUCAGACAAGAUCAGCGAGCGCAUCAACGACGUCCAGGAGCAGUGGGCCGCGCUGGAGCGCCUGGCUGCCGCCCGCAAGAACCGCCUGCAGGAGGCCUACGGCAUGCACCAGUUCCAGGCGGACGCCGACGACAUGGACGCGUGGAUGCUGGACGUGCUGCGCAUCGUGUCCAGCGCCGACGUGGGCCACGACGAGUUCUCCACGCAGGCGCUCGUCAAGAAGCACAAGGACGUGGCCGAGGAGAUCGCCAGCUACCGGCCCGUGCUGGAAGCCCUACACGAGCAGGCCAAGGCGCUGCCGCCGUCGCAUGCCGACUCAGACGAGGUCAAGGGUCGUCUGGCGGGCAUCGAGGAACGCUACGGCGAGGUGGCCGAGCUGACGCGCUUGCGCAAGCAGGCCCUGCAGGAUGCGCUUGCCCUUUACAAGAUGUUUAGCGAGGUGGACGCGUGCGAGGUGUGGAUCGACGACAAGGAGCUGUGGCUCAACAGCAUGGAGAUCCCCGAGAGGCUGGAGGACCUGGAGGUGAUCCAACACAGGUUCGAGAGCCUGGAACCAGAGAUGAACAACCAGGCCUCUCGUGUGGCGGUGGUUAACCAGAUCGCCAGACAGCUCAUCCACAGUGGUCACCCGAGUGAGAAGGAGAUCAAGGCCCAGCAGGACAAACUCAACACCAGGUGGAGCCAGUUCCGAGACCUGGUGGACCAGAAGAAGGACUCGCUCAACUCAGCGCUGGGCGUGCAGAACUACCACCUGGAGUGCAACGAGACCAAGUCGUGGAUCCGCGAGAAGACCAAGGUCAUCGAGUCGACGCAGGACCUGGGCAACGACCUGGCGGGCGUGAUGGCGCUGCAGCGCAAGCUGACGGGCAUGGAGCGCGACCUGGCCGCCAUCGAGGACAAGCUGGGCGACCUGGGCAAGGAGGCCGAGCGGCUAUCGGCCGAGCACCCCGACCAGGCGCCGGGCAUCAAGGGGCGCCUGGGCGAGAUCAACGAGGUGUGGGACGAGAUGAAGGGCACGCUGCGCGCCCGCGAGGAGUCGCUCGGCGAGGCGUCCAAGCUGCAGGGCUUCCUACGCGACCUGGACGACUUCCAGGCGUGGCUGUCGCGCACGCAGACGGCCAUCGCGUCCGAGGACAUGCCCAACACCCUUGCCGAGGCCGAGAAGCUCCUGACGCAGCACGAGGGCAUCAAGAACGAGAUCCGCAACUACGAGGAGGACUACCAGAAGAUGCGCGACAUGGGCGAGAUGGUCACGCAGGGCCAGACGGACGCCCAGUACAUGUUCCUGCGGCAGCGGCUGCAGGCACUGGACACCGGCUGGAACGAGCUGCACAAGAUGUGGGAGAACCGUCAGAAGCUGCUGUCCCAGUCGCACGCCUACCAGCUCUUCCUCAGGGACACCAAGCAGGCCGAGGCCUUCCUCAACAACCAGGAGUAUGUGUUGGCCCAUACGGAGAUGCCCACCAUAUUGGAGGCGGCUGAGGGAGCCAUCAAGAAGCAGGAGGACUUCAUGACCACCAUGGACGCCAACGAGGAGAAGAUCAACGCCGUGGUGGAGACGGGACGGCGUCUGGUGAGCGAUGGCAACACCAGCGCUGACCGUAUCCAAGAGAAGGUGGACUCCAUCGACCAGAGGCACAAGAAGAACCGUGAGGCAGCCAGUGGGCUCCUGGCCAAACUGAAGGACAACACAGACCUCCAGAGGUUCCUGCAGGACUGCCAGGAGCUGUCUCUGUGGAUCAGUGAGAAGAUGCUCACGGCACAGGACAUGUCAUACGACGAGGCACGCAACCUGCACAGCAAGUGGCUCAAGCACCAGGCCUUCAUGGCUGAGCUGCAGUCCAACAAGGAGUGGCUGGACAAGAUCGAGAAGGAUGGCAUGGCCCUGGUGGCAGAGAAGCCGGAGACAGAGCCGGUGGUCAAGGAGAAGCUGGGCACGCUGAAGCGGCAGUGGAACGAUCUGGAGUCCACCACGCAGACCAAGGCCCAGUGCCUGUUCGACGCCAACAAGGCCGAGCUGUUCACGCAGAGCUGCGCUGAUCUGGACAAGUGGCUGGUAGGCCUGGAGGGACAGAUCCAGUCCGACGACUACGGCAAGGACCUGACCAGCGUUAACAUCCUGCUCAAGAAACAACAGAUGCUGGAGAGCCAGGUGGAGGUGCGCCAGAAGGAGGUGGGGGAGCUGCACUCGCAAGCCCAGGCGCUGCGGCAGGAGGGCAAGGACUCGGACGAGGUGGACAGCCGGCGGCGCGGCGUGGAGCAGAAGUUCCAGGGCCUGCUGGACCCACUGCGCCAACGCAAGAGAAGCCUGAUGGCAUCACGCGAGAUCCACCAGUUCAACCGCGACGUGGAGGAUGAGAUUCUCUGGGUGGAGGAGAGAAUGCCUCUGGCUACGUCCACUGAUCAUGGACACAACUUACAGACCGUCCAGCUACUCAUCAAGAAGAACCAGACCCUCCAGAAGGAGAUCCAGGGCCAUCAACCGCGCUACGACGACAUCUUCGAGCGCAGCAAGAGCAUCGUGAAGGCGGACAGCCCCAACGGGGACGUUAUCCGGCAGCGGCUGUCCGACCUGCGGGGCCUGUGGGCGCAGAUCAUCGAGGAGACGGGUAAGCGGCAUGGCCGUCUGGAGGAGGCACACAAAGCCCAGCAGUACUACUUUGACGCCGCCGAGGCCGAAGCCUGGAUGAGCGAGCAGGAGCUCUACAUGAUGUCCGAGGAGAAGGCCAAGGAUGAGCAGAGUUCCGUGGCCAUGCUGAAGAAGCACCAGAUUGUGGAGCAGGCGGUGGAGGAUUACGCCGAGACGGUGCACCAGCUCUCCCAGACCAGCAGGGCGCUGAUGGGCGCUGGGCAUCCGGAGAGUGAGCGGAUCAGCAUGCGGCAGUCGCAGGUGGAUAAGCUCUACGCCGGCCUCAAGGACCUGUCGGAGGAGCGGCGGGGCAAGCUGGACGAGAGGUCGCGGCUCUUCCAGCUCAACCGCGAGGUGGACGACUUGGAGCAGUGGAUCGCCGAGCGCGAGGUGGUGGCCGGCUCGCACGAGCUGGGCCAGGACUACGAGCACGUCACAAUGCUGCAGGAGCGUUUCCGGGAGUUCGCCCGCGACACGGGCAACAUCGGGCAGGAACGUGUGGACGCCGUCAACCAGAUGGCGGAUGAGCUUAUCAACUCGGGCCACGCAGACGCGGCCACCAUUGCCGAGUGGAAGGACGGCCUGAACGAGGCCUGGGCCGACCUCCUGGAGCUGAUCGACACGCGCACGCAGAUCCUUGCUGCCUCCUACGAGCUGCACAAGUUCUACCACGACGCCAAGGAGGUGCUGGGACGCAUCCUGGACAAACACAAGAAGCUUCCGGAAGAGCUCGGCCGCGACCAGAACACGGUUGAGACACUGCAGAGGAUGCACACGACCUUCGAGCACGACAUUCAGGCCCUAGGGACACAGGUGAAGCAGCUUCAGGAGGACGCGGUGCGGCUGCAGUCGGCAUACGCGGGCGACAAGGCAGAGGACAUCGCCCGGCGCGAGGGCGAGGUGCUGGAGGCCUGGCGCAGCCUGCUGGAGGCCAGCGAGGGCCGGCGCGUGCGUCUGCUGGACACCAGCGACAAGUUCCGCUUCUUCAGCAUGGUGCGCGACCUCAUGCUCUGGAUGGAGGAUGUCAUCCGCCUCAUCGACGCCCAGGAGAAGCCCAGGGAUGUGUCAUCCGUGGAGCUUCUGAUGAACAACCACCAGGGCAUCAAAGCUGAGAUCGACGCCCGUAAUGACAGCUUCACUACCUGCAUUGAGAUGGGCAAAGCCCUGCUUGCUCGCAAACACUACUCAUCAGAGGAGAUCAAAGAAAAGUUGCUACAGCUGACGGACAAGAGGAAAGAGAUGAUUGACAAGUGGGAAGAUAGAUGGGAGUGGCUGAGACUGGUGCUGGAGGUGCAUCAGUUCUCUCGUGACGCGGGGGUGGCGGAGGCCUGGCUGUACGGUCAGGAGCCGUACCUGUCCAGCCGCGAGAUGGGCCAAAGCGUGGACGAGGUCGAGAAGCUCAUCAAGCGCCACGAGGCCUUCGAGAAGUCCGCCGCCACCUGGGAGGAGCGCUUCGCCGCCCUCGAGAGAUUGACCACGAUGGAGUUAUUGGAAGUGAGAAGACAGCAAGAGGAAGAAGAGAGGAAAAGGCAGCCUCCACCUGUAGAGGUCCAGCCAGUAGAGGCAGAAGCAGCAGCAGCAGCAGCAGCAGCAUCCCCCCAGCAGAAGGAGGGUGAGCCGGCAUCUCAGAACGGGCUGCUGACGGAGCAGGACUCUCCCCGGGAGGCUGCGGGAGGAAGUGAUGUCGUUAAUGGAGUGGUGGAGCCCAGUCCGGGCCCGUCCCCCACGGCAAGCCGGAAGGCCAAACCCAGCCAGGCGGCCACUCUGCCGGCCAAGCCCCAGGAGACGGCCACCCAGAUGGAGGGCUUCCUGCACCGCAAGCAUGAGUGGGAGGGCCACAACAAGAAAGCCUCAAACAGGUCCUGGCACAACGUGUACUGUGUGAUAAACAAUCAGGAGAUGGGCUUCUAUAAGGACAGCAGGAGCGCCAGCCAAGGCAUCCCUUACCACAGCGAGAUGCCUAUCCGCCUGAGGGAUGCUACGUGCGAGGUGGCUGUGGACUACAAGAAAAAGAAACACGUCUUCAAACUCAAAAUUUGUGAUGGGAACGAGUAUCUCUUCCAAGCCAAAGAUGAUGAGGAGAUGAAUUCCUGGAUCCAGGCGAUCUCUACCGCCACACCCUCGGACCGCUCCGAGGUAGCCCCCAGCAGCCACAGCACCCCUGCGUCCAGCCGCGCUCACACCCUGCCCGCCACCGUCAACCCCGUCGCAGAGUCCAGCCCCGGCAAGCGCGAGAAGGACAAGGAGAAGCGCUUCAGUCUCUUCAGCAAGAAGAAGUAGAAAUGUUUGAGAAGCUUCCUGACGACGACGGCAGCCAUUUUGUUCUCCUCUUCCUCCUCCUCCUCCUCCUCCUCAUCCUCGUUUUCUGAAAUGAGAGAAGAAGAAAAAAAAAACAUACAAACAAAAACAAAAAAUGAUAUUGCGAGACUCCAGCAUGCAAGCUCAGAGCCAAAACUCCACACUCGGUGCCUAAUGACCCUCGGGCGGGGUCGGAGGUCAACUUUGGCGUUCUUUUGUAAUAAGGAAAAAAAGAGAGAAUAUGGGGGGGGGGAUUAUACGAGGGUGUGCGAUGCUUUGGGCAGCUUCCAUCGCGAAAUCAUUCCGAGAAAGUCCCAUGAGAGACAUGUUAUGUUGUUAGGGUUACUUUGUCCUUGUUAUUUUUUUCCUACUUUUCAUCAUGUCUUGCUUUUGACUUUGUUUUUGUUCUUACCCUUUUUCUUGCUCUUUUUCUCUUUCUAUUUUGUAAUUGUAUGCAAUUUAUAGGGUCUACCCUCAGUUUUGUGAGGCUUCUGUUUUUUUCCGCUGGUGAGAAGCAAGGCGUUGGUGCUUUGGAAUCAAGCCACAUGAUGUUGAAUCGCUUACUUUCUGUUAAAUUUAAUUAACUAAUCAAUACUCCAGCCAUAAGCUUCAAGAAUCUAUGUCUACAGAACAUAAUAAACUUAGUAUAAAACACAUACAUUUGAAUGCAAAGCCACAAUAAUACCUAAUAUUAAUAACAUAUGCUGGGAAUCUUAAGAGUUAAAAGAUAACCAGCCAGGUUGGAUAUUGAUUAAUGACUAGUUAUACAAAACAACAUGUUCUAAGCUCCAUUGUUUUUUUUUUUUUUUCAUUUUGUUGUUGAGUUGCAUUAUAAUGUAUGGAUAAAAUUUAUUUAGAGAAGAAGUAUGAACAUAGAUGUAUUAUAAACCCAUUAAAGGUGUUGUUGUUCAGUGGAUACAUUUGAAAGUCCGGCCUUUACCUGACGAGUUAAACGUGACUGAAACCUGGCUGCUUGCUUGUUGACUAUAGCACUGCGUGUUUUCAUUUUGCUAUUUCUGGCUAUUUGAUAAAUAGUGUGCAUUUCUGUCACUGUAACUAUUGUAAUGAAAGAUUUCCAUCAUCUUGCACAACAAUCAACAAUGCCAUGAAGCCAGGUGCCCCCUCUGGGGGGCCUCAGUAGAACAUGACACAUCCACCUGGCCCCUAAAAUGGAGGAGAUCUGCACCUGUAGCCUUUUACCCUCUGUUAAAUAUGUGCAAAGUCAUUAAAAUGCUUUUAAAAUGA